Molecule: messenger RNA, 3414 nt
Organism: Liolophura sinensis
Lineage: Eukaryota; Metazoa; Mollusca; Polyplacophora; Chitonida; Chitonidae
Product: MFS-type transporter SLC18B1-like
Exons: 13
Coding region: 58-2046 (662 amino acids)
Biological process (GO): transmembrane transport
Molecular function (GO): transmembrane transporter activity
Source: RefSeq, a predicted model, not a curated record
AUGGUGGACUACAAAAGAAUUGUCCAUGAAUGAUCUUUAGAAAACUAUUCACAACACAUGGAGGGUGAUCUGCCUCCCCAAGGUGAAGUUCAAGAUGAUUUCUAUGGCAACAGGGGGCAGGAGUCUCCUGGCAACUGUUCCUAUAGUUACAGGCUUGACAGUGGGGUUUUUGAUGAACCUGUUGAUUCAAGUAAGAAGGAACAGGAUUAUAGCUCUGGUGACAGAGAAUUGGGAAGAGCUAACAGCCUACCUGUGACAGGUCAUGAAGAAGGAGAAAGAGAUUUACAAGAACUGAACUCUUCUCUGAAACUGAGUCAUGAAUCUGAAACUCAGUCAUAUGGUGACAGAGGGCAUAAAAAGGAUUUAACAAACGAGAGAGGGUCAAGAAUUUUGAAGAAUGAAGCAGAAGAUGACAGUUCAAGGGAUUCUAUCUCAGCAAUUGAACAAAUGUCUUCAUUAUCACCAUCUAAUGAAGACGGAAACAAAUCCAUAAAAGCGGAGCAAAGUAAAUUAAGCUGCUCUGGAAAUGAAAUCAGCAAAUUUCAAGCCACCAAGGAGGCUCAGUUUUCAUCCUCGGUUCCAUCUCAUGCACUGAAGGCACGUAAACAAAGAGUGAAAAGAAGCAAACUUGGUGUUUUCAGGCCACGCUCCAAGAGUUGGAGCACAUAUGGUGCCAUGGAAUGUUCCUCUGGUGAGCAAACCCAGUCAUGCCCAUCACUGAACAGUGACGGGCCACCAGAGGGUGCUGAUUGCGGGGGUUCCAAGGACCCUCCAGAGUUCUCAUUCCGCAGGAUCAGCACUCGUCACAAGUUUACUCUCAUUUCUAUUGCGUUUGUGAACUUUUGUGCCAGUGCGGCAUUUGCUCUGUUGGCACCAUUCUUCCCACAAGAAGCGUCUGUGAAAGGUGUUAGCCAGGGGAUCACUGGGAUGAUAUUUGGGACAUAUGAGCUGGUGAUAUUCCUCUCCUCCCCAGUUUUGGGCAGUCUGAUAACAAAAAUUGGAGCCAAGUUCAUGUUUGUGGUGGGUGUGUUGGUAUCUGGAAUAUGUGGAGUGUUGUUUGGGACUUUAGACAUGUGUCCCCCGGGGACUAUUUACAUUGUCAUGUGCUUCCUGACACGCUCAGUGGAGGCCCUGGGAAGCUCAGCUGUACUUGUGGCAAGUUUUGCCAUCGUGGCCCAUGAAUUUCCAGCCAAUGUGGCAACAGUUUUUGGUGCUUUGGAGACGUUUAGUGGGUUUGGGAUGAUGGUAGGUCCGCCGCUAGGGGGUGCCCUGUAUCAGUACUGGCAGUACCCCCUCAGGUAUCAUGAAGUCCCGUUUGAAGGAUCGCUUAUCUCCUUUUUCCUGAAGCCUUCCGCUUUUGUCAUAACCGUGUCCAUCGUGAUAGGAUCAUUUGGGAUGGGAUUUCUCGACCCUACCUUAGCUGAACAUUUUGUGGAGUUUAACCUGUCUCCUUUUUGGGUUGGAUUGAUGUUUUUCCUGGCACCAGCCGUCUACGCCCUGACUGCGCCUGUCUUUGGCUGGAUUGGAGACAAUAAGGGCUACACCAUCACAAUGAUUGUAGGCGGCAACAUACUGACAGCCGUUGCUUUUGUUCUCAUCGGACCAGCACCUUUUCUUAACAUUAAAUUAGAACUUUGGCUGGAGGUUGUCUCCCUUGUACUGAUGGGAUUAUUCCUAGGGUGCGCUUUGAUACCCACCUUCAAGGCACUGUUGGACUCUGCAAGUGCCAAUGGUUACCCUGAAAGUUUUGCCACAUACGGGAUCGUGUCAGGGUUGUUUAAUUCAGCUUUCUCUUUCGGGUCAUUUCUUGGACCUACCACACUGGGUGGUAUUGUCAGUGACAAACUUGGUUUCCCUUGGACUGCCUGUAUAUGUGCUUUAUGCUAUAUCAUGGCUGGUGUUCUGGUGUUACUGCAAGUGUGUAUACAACGGCAACAUGCACAUGUCAAGAAUGAGAAAGGUAGAGCAGAUGAACGCACACCUAUCCUACAGACACAGUUCAGUCCUACAGACCUGCCUGGUCCUCAAAACUACCAGUGUGUUUGAAAUCCAACAACAUUUAUUGUUCGUGUUAUCAGUGUUAUUAGUCUUUAGUACAUGUAGCUUGUAACUUUUACAUGGUUCAAACAGUGAGAGCUUAAUUUUCGCUAUAGUUCAAGUUAUCAGCAGGGUUGUUUUCAUUGCAGACAAUGAGCCAGUGACCAAUAUCCAGCUGUCUGUCUGGUUAGACUGUAGCUAAAUUGAGAAUAAGCUUAGUACAAUUUACAUUUUUCUGUUGUUUGAUUUACGAAUCAGUUAUGAAAAGAUAAAAACAAAAAACAAAACGAAUCAAUUAUUGUACUGUAACAUAUAUAUAGAUAUUAAAUAUUAUUUGUAUCUUUGCAGACAAUCAAUGAAGUUUUGUACACCAAAGAGAUUCUGUUCAGAGAUCUAUAAUUUUGAAUUUGAUAUGUUCAUGUGACUAACCAUCAUGGGAUUAUAUCAAGUAUUAUAUCUUUGCUUGCUUUGUUCAAGCUGAUUUCAAACAGAUUUACAUUUAUGUUUCAUAUCAAGUGGAAUGUAUAUUUACAUGUUGAUUUUUAUACAGAUGUUUUUAUAUACGUGGUUUAUUUUUAUUAGACUGCCCUUUGAGAAAUAUUCUUAAAAUUUGUUAAUAUUUAAUCAUACCAUUAUGUAGAAGUAUUUUCUCCUCUUGUAUUGUUAGAUGUUGUAUUAUUUUUUAAAUCUAAUUUUAAUACGUACUGGUAUAUAUAGGUGUGGAGAAAUGGUUUUUCAAUAUGUAUGUAAAGUAUGCUCAAGGAACAGGGUGGUACAUCCUGGGAAAAGAGUUUAGUUUAUGAUAAAUCCCUCAAAGUACUUGAUUUAUUGAGUGGUAAGUGUCAUAAUGCAUUAUGUUGGACAAUGGAUUGAUAAAUAAUCUGGCAACUUAGUAGCCUGAAGAACAGAAGCUAGAUCAAUAGGGGAGUGAGAGGAACAGAGGCUAGAUCAAUAGGGGAGUGUGAGGAACAGAAGCUAGAUCAAUAGAGCAGAGUGUGAGGAACAGAAGCUAGAUCAAUAGAGGAGAGUCUGAGGAACAGAGGCUAGAUCAAUAGAGGAGAGCGAGGAACAGAAACUAGAUCAAUAGGGGAGUCUGAGGAACAGAAACUAGAUCAAGAGGGAAGUGUGAGGAACAGAGGCUACAUCAAUAGGGAAGUGUGAGGAACAGAGGCUAGAUCAAUAGGGGGAGUCUGAGGAACAGAGGCUAGAUCAAUAGAGGAGUGUGAGGAACAGAAGCUAGAUCAAUAGGGGAGUGUGAGGAACAGAGGCUAGAUCAAUAGGGGAGUGUGAGGAACAGAGGCUAGAUCAAUAGAGGAGAGUCUGAGGAACAGAGGCUAGAUCAAUAGAGGAGGCUGAGGAACAGAAGCUAGAUCAAUA